GUAUUGCACGCAUUAAAUUGCUUUUCAUUUCCGCGCUGUGACAGUCCUGCGAUUGGGGGAUUUAUGCAUUUUUACGAGUUAUUUGGGCCGUCAUACUAUGGUAAUUGUUUCAUAAUACGUCCAUCGCUGUAGGGGAUGCGCUGGUUUGCACCAACCAAGAUCAAGUUCCACUAGUUGAAACGUCGGUGGGAAGAUACAGCUUGUGUGCAUAGGAUUUCUUAUGAGCAAUGGAAGGCUGGAAAAAGGGGAUCGGAUUCUCGCAUCCACGGCUGCUGGAGGAACAUAUCCACUGAUCUGCGGUCGAUUUGAACGCUGUGGCAACUGAAAUAAAGAGACCUUGGGCAGAUCUAUACACAAACUGGUACAAGCCGCACCACUGGCAGCAGACAAGGGGAUUCGUGCCUCUCCUCCGCUUCUUCAGUGCGCAUGGAUGAAAGUCACAGUUAAAAUGCAUGCGGCAAGUCUUGUCUGAUGUGGGAUUACCGAGUUUUUAUUCGACCCCUUUUCUUUUACAUGUUCGAACUUUGGUUGUGGCUCUUUUUCCGAGAUGAUACAGCUAAUCUCAGUGGCUGCUGGAAGAAUACAGGAGCCCGUUUCGCCGCUCGGGCUGUCACGUUAUUGGCCUGAAUGAGACUGUGUUCUUCGAAGCCCGGUUUAUGGAGCUAAACACCGAGGAGACUUGACUUUAAGUAUUUUUGUUUUCAACAGCAGACGGAGGGCGGGCGGUUAAAUCACUGAAUUCCAUGUUUUCACUGAGCUUGGAGGAAAAAAACCGGGGCACAGACGUGAUUGUCGGGAUGCUUUGGCGUUUACCGGGAUCAGCACGAUGACACCUCAUACUGGUACCGAACUUGAGUGAGCUGGGGCAUCCUCUCCCAGGAAAAAUGCAUAUCUGGAUCCUAAAAAUAAUCCUUCUGAUUGCAUCAUCUCUGAGGCUGAUCGAGAUGUAUGACAAUUAUGGGGAGAUCUGUCGAAACCUGUGUACGUGCGAGGAGAAGGAAGCGAUCCUGACGGUGAGCUGCGAGAACCGGGGCAUCGUCAGACUGACGGAGAUCAGCCCGGUCCAGUUCUCCAUGUACCACCUCCUGCUCACAGGGAACCUCCUGAAGAAGCUGUCUCUCAAUGAUUUCAUCAAUUACACAGGAGUGACCAUCCUGCACUUGGGGAACAAUGAUAUCUCCGAGGUAGAGUCGGGUGCCUUUAAUGGACUCCAGGGAUUAAAAAGGUUGCACCUGAACAACAACAAGAUUGAAUCCCUGAGGGAUGACACCCUUGCAGGACUUGAGAGUUUGGAAUACCUUCAGAUUGAUUAUAAUUACAUUACCAAUAUAGACACUAAUGCCUUGAGCAAGCUACACCAACUGACAGUGAUGAUAUUGAACGACAACAUGCUCUCUACCCUUCCCACCAAUAUCUUUCGGAAUGUCCCCCUCACGCACUUGGAUCUAAGGGGGAACCGGUUAAAAAUGUUCCCCUACAUCGGCCUCUUGGAGCACAUGGACAAAGUUGUGGAAUUACAGCUAGAGGAGAAUCCGUGGAAUUGCUCCUGCGAGCUGAUUGCUCUGAAGGCUUGGCUGGAGAGUAUAGCCUACACGGCUCUGGUGGGGGAAGUGGUGUGCGAGACGCCAUUCAGGCUCCAUGGUAGGGACCUAGAUGAGGUAUCCAAGCAGGAACUCUGCCCAAGAAGACCCCUAGAAGACUCGGUCAGGCCUGCACCUCCUAGCAGCACCAAUGGAUAUUACCAGACCACACCUGCUGCCGUCACAUCCUCCGCCACCUCCUCUGCUGUUUUUAGGUCCUCCUCUAGGCCUACCAAGGGCACGCGGCCAUUCAACAGAACUAGGUUAAAGCCCACAUCCAGAAUCCCAGGCGGUAACCCUUACAACUAUGGCCCCAUCAUCGCUUUUCAGACCAAAUCUCCUGUGCCUUUGGACUGUCCAGCUGCCUGCACAUGCAACCUGCAGAUAUCUGAGAUUGGGCUAAAUGUCAACUGCCAAGAGAGAAAGAUUGAAAGCAUUUCUGAUCUAAAACCCAAGCCAUACAAUCCUAAAAAAAUGUAUCUCACUGGAAAUUACAUCCCUGUGGUACGGAGAUCAGAUUUUGUGGAUGCAGUUGGAUUGGAUUUGCUUCACCUGGGAAACAACAGGAUAAGUCUCAUCCACGACCGGGCUUUUGGGGAUUUAACCAACCUACGUAGGCUGUAUUUAAAUGGUAAUCUCAUGGACAGGCUUACAGGAGAAAUUUUUUUUGGUUUGCAGAACUUGCAGUUUCUUUAUUUAGAGUACAACAAAAUCAAGGAGGUUGAUGCCGGUACUUUCCGCUACCUCCCUAAUCUCCAGCUGCUUUUCCUCAACAACAACCUCCUGAAAACCUUACCUGUGGACAUUUUUUCCACCCUCUCCCUGUCAAGGCUUAAUCUGCGCAACAACCAUUUCCAAAACCUGCCUGUGAGUGGUGUUUUAGACCAGCUGAAGCUGCUUCUUCAGAUAGAUUUGUUUGAAAACCCCUGGGACUGCUCUUGUGACAUAGUGGGGAUGAAGAUAUGGCUGGAGCAGCUCAGCGCAGGCACUGUGGUUAAUGAGGUCGUGUGUGAAACACCAAGGCGCCACACAGGAGUGGACGUGUGCUCCAUUCAAUCAGAGCACCUGUGCCCAGACUACUCUGACGUGAACACCUUGCCAACACAGCCUACGGAAGAGCCCAUGGAUGACCGAGUGGUAACUACAGACGCCCCGCAGAAGUUCAACACCCCCAGCAGCACCGUGCCCCUCUCCGUCCUCAUCCUCAGUCUCCUGCUUGUUUUCAUCAUGUCGGUCUUUGUGGCCGCGGGGCUGUUUGUUGUGGUCAUGAAAAAGCGUAAAAAGUCGCAGAGUGACCGCACGAGCACCAACAACUCUGACGUCAGCUCGUUUAACUUGCAGUACAGCCUCUACAGCAACCGCUCCGGGCCCAAAGUAAAGGCCCCAGUGGGACACGUUUAUGAGUAUAUCCCACACCCCAUGGGACACAUGUGCAAAAACCCCAUUUACAGGUCGCGGGAAGGCAACACAGUGGAGGAUUACCGUGACCUCCAUGAGCUCAAGGUCACAUACAGGAGUACCCCGGAUGAUGAGAGGGAUAGCAGUACAAUGAGGAGCCCUGCGUACAGCGUAAGCACCAUCGAGCCCCGUGAAAACCCCUCCCCUGUCCCGGAUGCUGACCAUUUCUUCAGAGGCAUCCUUGAGCAUGAUAAGCAGCCUCCCCCCCACCCUUCUAUCCAGUCCAUCCCAGCAGGUGCAAAUUUAGAGUACAAGUACACAGGGCCUGUGUCGUACACGUACAACCCCAAUUUUGAUGUCAGACGUCAGUUUUUGCACCCGGAGAGGAUAAGAGAAACAGUGCUCUACGGCACGGCACCCAGUACUGUUUAUGUCGAGCCAAACAGAAAUGAGUACUUGGAGCUAAAAGCGAAAUUGCAGUCUGAGCCCGAUUACCUCGAAGUUCUUGAGAAACAGACCACCUUUAGCCAGUUCUGAGCAACAGAAUCAUUAAUGUAAUGAAGCAUUUUCUCUCUUGCCCCCUCUUGAAACAGUGGCUCAGUUUAUAGGGUGCCUUGGCACAACACACACACACACACAAGCAAAAGCGAUGGAGUUUAAAAUGGGGUGUGCCGAACAAUCUUAUUGUUAUUUCUGAAACAUGACUUUACAGGAAUGGAUACAGCUUUCUGAAACAUGGAUGAACAAAAUUGCUCUGCUUAACUGAUGAUGCUAAAUCUAUUUUUCUAUGGUGAAGAUCGAAUAACACACACAAUGUAAGUGUACAGGUCAAUCUUACCCAACUUCAUUUUCAGGAAUAUAACCAUACAUAAGGUAUAUUGUGAAUCAGAAAAGAAAUGUUUAUAAAAAUCACUCCUGGACAAAAACACUGUACAGCAGAUCCUCAAAACUGUGUAGGACUAUUUUCUGCUAUAGUCUGUAAGUAAGUAUUUAUUGAUAUAAUCUGCCAUGUCUUUUCAAAACUUUUGAUUCUACAUCAAUAUUACCUGUGUCAUCAUACUCCAUGAUCCUCUGGAAAGGCUUAUGUUUGUAGUUUCAUUUACUGUAGCUCUGCAUUGUAAAAGUGGCUUUUUUUGAAAGUGGCACACCCCCAAUGUUCAAAGAAGACUGCGUCAUUUGAAGAAGAUGAAGAAAAAAAAGUGUCUUUGUAUGCUUUCUGCACUUUUUGGAAUUGGAAGGCUGGUUAGCCUUCAAUGAGCUCUCAUAAAGGAGAUUAUUAUAUUAAAAAUGAAUAUGGGUAUUCAUUCUUAAUAUGUAGAAUUGAUAUGUUAUCAAAACGAAAAAUUCAUAAAUGAUAUUUGAAGUAAUAAUUCUGUUGUGUAAUACUGAUAUUUUACUCAAUGUAACACCUAUUUUUAUACAAGCGUCCGCAGAUUCUCUAUUCCUUAUCAACUCCAUUUGUUUUGAUUGCUUUGCACUUAUUGCACUAUAUUGACCAAACUAUGUUAUUGUCAUCAAAUAAACAUGAUGUCAGGUUCAUAUAAUGUGCUUAUGAGGAAACUAAGCCUGUUUAGUCAUAAUAUAAAACAAUACUUUGGGAGAAAACACAUUUUCAGAUUAAGAUGACAUUAAGAAAACAGUGUGACUUGAAAAUGAGUGGGCAAAAAUACAUUUUAUUUAGAAAGCAAACGGCAAUACAUUGGCGGUGGACUCAAAGCAGAUACAGUAUACACUGUAAGCCUCACUCAAAGAGCAUCCAGGCCAGGAUUAGAAUCAAUGGGUUUUAAUCAAUGAGCAUUAUCCGUGGCAACCCCUUUGCAAUCAUACCAUGACAACAGCAUCCACAUUGCAGCCAGGCAAGCGAUAAUUUGAUAAUUUAUAUCAUUAAAGUUCACCUGAUAUCAAAUUAUAUUUAAGCAAUCAAAGGGUAUAAUCUUCGACACUCAUUAAAAGCUGCUGGAUUAAGGGUUGGGUGUCAACCAUCUCUCUUUGGUUUUAAUUCGUGAACAUCUUUUAGAUACAUGUUGUAACUAAGGAAAAGGAUCUUCACAGAAUGUGUGGUAAAAGCUGCUUUUUUGUAAAACAAUUUUGUAACUGAAAAUCACAUUAACCAUCCCUUUUUCUUGUCAAAAAUGUGGUUUUAUUUUCAAAUGUAUUAAUAGUUUUCAUUAUUUAAUAGAAGAUAAAAAAGUGUUUGAGGGAAAUAACAGAAACCUCCUUUCUCCCAGCUGGCUCGUGGGGCGCGUGGGUGUCUAUGUUUGAUUGACAGCAGUGUUGCACCUUAGAGAGCCACAGCCAGAGUAACCAAAACAUGCUGUUUAAUGUGCUGCAGCUGAUCGGUUAAUGAGCUCUCUCGCCCAGUUAAUGUUUGUUUGGCGGCUCAUUCUACAAGCUAAGUGCAGGACUUGAGGUGUUUGGAUAAGAAGGAGGAUUUAGCAGGAAAGCUAAUGUGGGUUUUUUGUUGCCUGUCGCUCGUGCGUUGCGCAACCAUCUGCUCUGCAGGAUUUGAUUGGCUGCGUCGAAAUGAGGUCUACGCAGACACACAGAAUAUUGGGUCAAAGAAAACAAAACAAGAAGUGGCCGUCCCAUUUAUUCUAUUUUCUGUAGCAAACAUGAUGCAAUUUAAUUUCCGUUGGACUUUAAGUUGACCCACUUAAAUUCAAUAUGCAAAUAAGGUCUAUAAAAACACAAAGGGUGCACUGUGCCACCAUUUAGGUAUUGCAUUUGUGUAUGUUCCCUUAAAGAGACAGGCAUACCAGUGUUAAUAUAUCCCCUUUUCCUCAUUCAGAACAGAUUAUUGUGAAUUUAGGAUCAGAUGUGCUAUUAUUUUUCACUUAAUAGCAUCUAGGUGCCAGCUGCCUUUUUUUUCUAUUACAAAAAAAGCAAAGAAAAAAGGAAACUGAGGUCCUGCUUUUGUUGGAUCUUUUCACAGAAGCCCAGAAUGAGAACAGAAGGCACCAUUUGGGAGAUGAGGAGUCCUGGAACCGAGUGUAACUGUGGAUGUGUCAUACAUGUAGCGAGGGAUGUGAAUCAUAGCCAAGUGUGCAGUCGCCCAGUAUUGGUGGCCUAUUGGAUGGCGCAGUGUUGACGGUUUUCUGACACAUAUUUGUGUUGUUUUGAGGGGAACCAAAACUCAACAAUUAAUUACUGAGGUGCAACAAAUAACGGAUAAUUAACAAACCUGAUCUGUGGAAGGAAAAAGUAUUUAAAUCAGUAAUCUAUUCUCACAUUUUAAAGGAAGAUUUGUCUCAGAAUGAGUACAAUUACAUAAUCACUGAGUCAUGCAUUCCAAAUGGGCUUGUGUUACUGUGUCUGUGUACGUACUUUCUUCCCACCCAAAUUUGUCAGUGUGGAUGUGUAUCAGUGUUCUGACCCAGCACACUGUCCCAGAGUAAUGGCUGCAUGAAGCAAUCCACUGCAGGAGUGUGUGUGUGUGCCAGUUGAAAUAAUGCUUUUAAUCAGCCAAUGGGCUCUUUAGGUCUUAGCACAAAUGGAAGCAUCAAGGAAGGGCAAAGAGUUUAUUAUGCCUCUGUGGAUUAUUUAAUGUACAGCCUUUCAUGGGAUGUGUGUGCCUGUGCAACUCUCACUCUCGCUUCCUGGAAAAAGAGUGCUCCAGAUCUGUAUUCUAAAAAAAUAAAAGGGAAGAGGUUAUAGGAGGAAAUAUCUCUGCAUGUGUUGCCUCAUGCUUCACAAAAAGCCCCCCUGAUUUAUGGCUGAAGCUAUUGUGUGGAAUCUGAUGAGGGGCUGAUGCAAGGCGAGGCAUGAUGGAGGUGCAGAUCACCGCUCGAUGCGAGGAAAGUUGAGAAAGUUACUUCUUGGCUCGGAGCUUAGAAAAGCGCAACACAUUUUCAUAUUUCUGUCAUAUGAAGCGCUGGGAGGGACAGCGAUGGGCAGCGUGUGUUCCAGUGUUCUCCUACACUCUCUGCUUUCGCACCAUUUGAGACUUAAUCAAUGGGGAAUUGUACAACGCGUGAAAUCUGUCCAACUGCACCAAUUGUUGGCUCCUCACUCGGCUAUUUUCACUGCACUGAUUUAAACUGGGAGGCAACCAUUUUCUGUGCUGAAAAUACCAGGCAAAUUAAACAUUUAGCUAGAUUGGAUUUGGCUGUUAUUUGCUCAAAAUCGUAUUGUAUCUCUCAUGAGUUGGUGCUGGCAGAACAUUUUGUUUAUGGUAAAUAAAAACAGCUUGAGGCUGAAUGCGCACAGGGCUGGAUUACGCUGCUGAGGUUUGGUAUUGUGUAUGCACCAUGUCAUACAAACUAAAAUAUUAAAAGGCAUUUCAUUAGAUCUUACAGCCCAUGGAUAAGACUAGGCUUCAAGAUUGGGUGGUGCAACCGUAAGGCAAUUUCUCUUUUGGUUAUAUUGUGAUUCGGUGGUGUACAAUUCCAAAUAAAUUUGCAAUUCAUAAAAUGACCACAAAGUUAUUGCAAAACAGUCCGCCUAAGGGUCUGGAUCUUUGCAGUUUAUAAUCCAGCCUUGCAAGGUUUGAAAAGAUAUGUGCUUUUAUGUAAAAUAGCAAGAAAUAAGCAAGGGUCUGGCAUGCAUAAUCUCCCAAAAAAUACUGUGUUAUUUAUUCGUUAUUUUAUUUUUAUGGGUAUGUUUGAUUUGUUGAUCAAGAAAAUGAGCAGUACAGAUAAAGGACUGAUUUAACAUUACAGUACAGUGUGUCGAAAGAGCCAAAACAAUUUGUUUCUCCCUUUGAUUGGUCGAAAAUCAAUUAUCUGUUUUUAAGAAUGAAUUUAAGGGUGUUUUUCAAACAUGUCAAACAUUUUCUGCUUGCAGCUUUUGAAAUGUGAGGAUUUGCUGCUUCUUCUUCUUCUAAUAUGAUGAUAGUAGGCUAUGUUUUAAGACAAGACUAAAAUAAAUAGAAAUCUGCAUAUUAA
Gymnodraco acuticeps is the source of this 7861-nucleotide messenger RNA. It is a transcript of the gene slitrk5, whose product is annotated as SLIT and NTRK-like protein 5. Gene Ontology annotation, cellular component: membrane. Gene Ontology annotation, biological process: regulation of presynapse assembly; axonogenesis; positive regulation of synapse assembly. The transcript has 2 exons. Gene Ontology annotation, molecular function: protein binding. The record is from RefSeq and is a predicted model, not a curated record. Bases 885 to 3515 code for a protein of 876 amino acids. Lineage: Eukaryota; Metazoa; Chordata; Actinopteri; Perciformes; Bathydraconidae.